Molecule: messenger RNA, 1057 nt
Organism: Cucumis melo (muskmelon)
Lineage: Eukaryota; Viridiplantae; Streptophyta; Magnoliopsida; Cucurbitales; Cucurbitaceae
Exons: 7
Coding region: 507-929 (140 amino acids)
Source: RefSeq, a predicted model, not a curated record
AAGUAAGCAUGGUUUCUCUAAGAACCGCCUCCCGAAAUCUCCUCUUUUUCCAUAGCCACAAUAACAUCAAAGGCCUGUUCUUCUUCCAGUUUAUUGCAAGUCAAAUCUAUUCUUACCACUCUCUUUCCAUGUCCCUUUGCAAUUUUCUUCUUCACUAAUCCCAAAACCCCCACUAUGUCAAUUGCACCACUCACUUCCAAUUCCACUCCAAACUCUCUUAUUCUCAUUCACCGAUCAAUCAGAAGGAGAAAUGGCAUCUUAUUCAUGGCGAUUCCCACUUCCAGAAGCAUCAAUUCGAGGUCUUUUUCUCUACCCGACCUUGUCUUCAAGAUCCCACGUACUUCUUCCAAGCGCAGCAGAAACCCCAUUUGCCCUCGACUCAAAUUCGUCUCCCCUGUAAUGGAAUGGCAGAAUUGCACUUGUUCCAGGAGGAUGGAUUCUGAGUUUCUUUGAAUGUUAUGGGUUUGUUGGUAUAAUUAGGAAAAUGUGAUGAAUGCAGGGCUAAGAUGGAAGUUGAUAUACCUGCUUCGGUUGCCUAUAAAUGCUACUCAGAUCGUGAAGCUAUACCCAAAUGGAUGCCUUUCAUUUCAUCUGUGAAGGUAUUGGAAGAUAAUCCUUCAUUAUCACGGUGGUCACUAAAAUAUAAUGCUUUUGGUCAAGAUAUUGAAUUCUCUUGGCUUGCUCGAAAUUUGCAGCCAACCCCAAAUCAAAAAAUCCAUUGGCGGUCUCUUGAAGGUCUUCCAAACAGAGGUGUUGUACGAUUUUAUCCAAAGGGCCCUUCAUCUUGCCUGGUAGAAUUGACCGUCUCCUAUGAAGUCCCUCCUCUUUUGUCACCGGUGGCUUCUGCACUGCAACCUUUGCUUGAGAGAUUACUUCAACGAGGUCUCAAAAGUUUUGCUACGUUUGCUAAGAAAUACCAAACGGCUUGAAGAUUGAAGAUAUUGUUAUAAUGGGUAUCAUACAUUACGAUUUUUUUCAAAAUACUCCGACUGAACAAAUGUAAAAUCUUGAACACAAUAAUCUGUUUUACUGAAGAAUCUCAUUUACUUUACAAAAA